AUGUGUGAGGUUACAAGUUGGAUUCCGCACGCCGUUGUGGAAACACUGCGCGACCGCUCCGCGCAGCCUGUACUCGCCUGGCUCACUACAAUACGAGCAUCGAUCGAAGAGUACGAUCCUCUCGUGGUUGUACGGCCACAGUCUUCGGUUUCGGUGGAAUCAGAAUCUGACAGUGCCUUCGACGAAAUCCUCUCCCAACUAGGAAAGGAGAUAUACAAGCUAGAUGAAUACCAAAGAAACUUAGCGCCGAACUUAAAGAACGUGUCAGUUAGCAUCAUGAAUAUAUUCGACGAGUGUCUCGAAGGUAUUGAUCAAACGCAGAGUGUGGAGACCGAGACCAAGAUGCUGGACCAAUCUAAAGCAGUGCCGGAUCAAAGUGUCACUCAUGAUAAUGAAUCUAGUGUUGAGGUGAGUUCCGUGAUGACGAGUACACCGGUGAGUGUUCCACCAGCGGUGCCGCCUCGCAAACUGAAGACGCGCUCACCGUCACCGUGUCCCUCGUACGAUAACAUGGAGUUGAAGGACGUUACGUUAUCAGACAGCGACUCAGAGAGCACGUGCUGGAGCUACCAGGAAUGUAACGUCGACAACGACACUGAACCGACCAAGCCUUACGAGGCGCUGUGGUCGCAUUCCAGCGGCUAUCACAACUCCGAUGAGAUAUUGCGUUGCGUCCUAUCACAGGCGCAGCAGAGGGCGACCAUAUCGCGAUUGUCUUUCGAUACAGCUAGCGACUUUUCGCCGCAGCCGUUUAAUGUUUACGCGUUACAAGAGGUGGGAGGCAGGUGGCGUUCAGUCGCAGCCAUGACGCCGGACAAGCCGUGCGACGACGGCUACGAACCGGUCCGGGAUGCUCUCACCGACGAGAAUAUAUACGAGGAGAUAGAAUACGGUUAUAGUUAUACGGACGAGGGGUGCUCGUGUGGAGGUAGUGUUGAGGUUGAGAGUUGUUCUAUAAGUGCCAGUUCGGACGGUGUUGGUAGAGAGAGUCCCUUAUACGCAAAUCUAAGAGACCACGACGCUUACGCGGUACCACAAGAUGUUAUAUCCUGGAAGAACAUGCUGCUGGAUCCGUACUACAACGAAGACGAGGAGGACGAGUGGAUCACCCCGGAAGAGUGCGAAGUAUACUCCCGGGAGAGAAGACCGCCGCUAGUUAUACCCCGGAUCACUCAAUAUCGCCCGCCUCGGACCUCCAGACCGCAGAUACAAUAUGCUGAGGAAACUCUACAAGAUGUUCCGGCCAAGUCUUGGAACUGGUCGCCGACGUCUGAGCGGUCUCGUCUCGACUUGGAGCGGAGCUACACCAAGCCCACCUGCGAUAAUUCGAUGCUAUGGGCCAACAAAAGACUUGGAGGUUCGACGGAGAACCUGCUGGCUCCGCGUCGUCCGAACCAGCUACAGCUGCCAGCCUCCUCGUCGGGAGACAGCUUGGAUGUGGAGGUCCGUGAGAGGGAUCACCACAAGGAGAGGAAUGCUCGCUCCCUCAUGAUGAUGAAGCACAAGUCACGACCAGUCGCCUCCCCAAGGACUGUACUGCACGCGCCCAUAGAGGCGACAGUUCUCUUCGAGGGUCCAGUGAAACGGACGAAGUUCUUCGAAGGAGGGAAAAAGGCCAAGAAGAAUUGGACCGACUGCUACAUGAUACUUACACCGACAGCACUGGUCUUCUAUAAAGAUCAAAGGACUUAUAUAGCUUCCAAGUCAUCCGGAUCACCACCAAGUCCGGGCGGUGCGCGCGCUGAGCUCGUGUUGCCACUAAGGAAUGCUCAUGUCCUAGCCUGUAUACAGAUGCAUACCAGGAGGUAUACCAGGUCGUUGGUGCUGACAGUGGAACAUGAUCAGUACUUGCUGCAAACGGAGAAUGAGGAUGCUGCACGACGUCUACUGGCUACAGUACACAACGUUAUAUACAAACUGGGUCCGCCAACUCUAGAGGAUCGUCCUAGUCCUUAUCAAAGCAGCAGCACGGACCUCGAGAGCCUCGGCCGGACCCCGCCUGUGGCCAGGCACAAUCGCAAACAGAAAGCCGGUGGCAGUAGCAAUGAAGAUUUGAGUGAUUCGACGGAAGUUUCUAUCCAGAAAUCACACGUCCGAAGUAGGUUGAAGAAGUUCUUCGCGAAGAGGCCGGCUAUGGAAGUUUUGGUGAAGAAGGGAAUCUACAAAGACGAGCCGGUGUUCGGUCGUCGUUUGGAGGAGGUUUGUCCUCUCACUCCUCCGCGAGUCCCGGAGUUCGUGCGCGCCUGUGUACGAGAGAUAGAAGCCAGCGAUGACAACAUGGCCACCGACGGUCUGUACCGGGCCAGCGGGAACCUCAGCCAGGUGCAGAAGAUACGUCUCGAGAUUGAUCAGAACAAUAUGUCGGUGAUUGAGAACAGCCCUGAUAUCCACGUAUUGACGGGUUCCUUGAAGCUGUUCUUCCGCGAACUGAAGGAACCGCUCAUCCCUUGCUGUCUCUUCGAUCGUGUGCUGGCUGCCUGUUCUAUACGUCCAAGAGAGGCCAGGAUCAGGGAGUUCCGUGAUAUAGUGCAGUCGCUGCCGCAGUGCAACCGGGAUACACUGAAAUUCCUACUGGAACAUCUAUUGAAAGUAACCCAGUACAGCGAGCGCAAUAGAAUGCACACAGCGAAUCUGGCCAUAGUAUUCGGGCCUACAUUGCUAUGGGCCCCAGCGGAACAGGCCCAUAAUAUAGCCAUAGACUGCAUCCAACAGAACAACGUGGUUGAUGUACUGCUGACUGACUUCAGAGAGAUCUUUGAUGGCACCAGGAAGAAGACGUGA
Messenger RNA from Danaus chrysippus (African queen), 2781 nucleotides. The record is from the annotation of a GenBank genome assembly. NCBI's taxonomy places the organism in Eukaryota, Metazoa, Arthropoda, Insecta, Lepidoptera, Nymphalidae.